Molecule: messenger RNA, 1350 nt
Organism: Cavenderia fasciculata
Lineage: Eukaryota; Evosea; Eumycetozoa; Acytosteliales; Cavenderiaceae
Product: patatin family protein
Exons: 4
Coding region: 1-1350 (449 amino acids)
Biological process (GO): arachidonate metabolic process
Cellular component (GO): membrane
Source: RefSeq, a predicted model, not a curated record
AUGAGAUAUUUAGAAAAGGUAUUGGGUAUUGAUAUUACAACCAAAGCAUCAAUGAUUUGUGGUACUAGUACAGGAGGAAUCAUAGCCUUUGGUAAAUUGGAAAGACUAACAAAUCAACAAUUGGAAGAUUUAUAUGUUGGUAUGGGUAAAGAAAUUAUGAAAUUUUCAUGUCAAAAUUUAAUUAAAGAUCAAUCAGUAUGUAAUACAACGGAAUAUACAAAACAAUUGGGAAAAUAUUUCAAGGCUGGUACAAAGACAAUGGCAUUUGUGACGACUAGUAUCAAAGAAGACGAGUCAUCAUCAAACUAUGAACCUUUUAUUCUUAGUAAUUAUUGUAACCCCAAGAGAAAGAUUGCACCAAAAGGCAAGUUUGAUAUCAAUGUGGUGGAUGCUCUUCGUGCCACAUCGGCCAUUCCAAUGCUCUUUCAACUACCACGUUCAAACGGCUACGAGUUUUUCGAUGGUGGACUCAGUCAUAAUAAUCCAACCGAAUUAUUAUACAAAGAAGCUAAUCAAAUGUUUGAACAAGAUAAUGAUACUCUUUAUUUAAUUAUUUCUUUUGGUACUGGAUACAUUAAAAAGAAAAAAACAAAUAAUAUUAAAAAGGAUGGUGCAGAUUCAUCAUCAACAAUGACUUCAUCUACUUCAUCAACUGAAUCAUCAACAUCUGAAAAUCAACAAUUGGAUCAAAUGUUGAAUCAAUUAGAAAUUGAUGAAUCGGCAAUUGUAGAACAAGAACAGGAACAGACGGUAAAGAAAUUAAAGCCAGGAGAAAAGAUUAAAAAUUUCUUUCAAAAGAUUGAUAAUGUGAUUGAAGAGUAUGCACGUACAGCCAAAUCAUUUGUUUCCAUUGUAAAGACACUUAGUCGUGUAAGUGACUCUCAUAGAGCACACAAAAGAAACAAAGAAAUGUUGGCUGAUCGUGACAAUGUACUCUAUCUUCGUUUCAACCCUCAAAUUUCAAAUCAAAUCUUGUUAAAUGAUUGUUCAGAACCUGCUCUCAAACAAAUGCAAGGUGAUUUUGAAAAUGGAAAUAAUGAUGAAUUGGAUCAUAGUCUAUUUCAAGAAAUACAAUCAAUAGGUUGUCCAUUAGAAUACUAUAUUCAUGAAAAUAAUCAAGAUCAUUUAUUAGCAAAAACUAACCUUGAAAAGCGCGUUAAAGAAAACUUUGGUCAUGUUAAUAUUGGAAUCCUUAGAUAUCAAUUAUACAACAUUCUAUUAAAAUAUUUAGAGAAAUAUAAUAUUCAAAUUGUAUUUGAUAAAUCAAUGAUUGAUAUUCAACAACAACAUCAACAAAAAGGCUUAAACAAUAAUAAUAAUAAUAUGUUAUGUGUAAAAUUUACAUGGUAG